AUGGCGAAUUCACAAGCACCUCGAAGGUUUUGGGCACCCCCGCGUGCAAAGGAACAAUCGUUGGAUGCCUUUUUGAAAGAGAACAGGCCUUCUUCCGUCCAGAGAUCCUACGACGGUUGGAUAUGGGUGGUGGGUCCGCGCAGAUCACUGAUCCAAGAAGCGGCGCCCAUCAGUGAAGAGGUGCUGCUCAAAGCAAGGAGUAUGGUCAAAACUCUCGAAGAUGAGAUUCGGAGCAUAGAUGUCAGUGCGAUCUUGACGAGAUCAGUCGCUUGAGAGGAGUAUGUAUGCGCGCUCAAAUAUUUCUCGAUCUUUGCAGGAUGAUCCGAAUAUUCCUGUACGAGGGCGCAAGGGUGUUCUGAGUAAGAAGCAAAGAAGGGAAAAGGCGCAAGCCGAUGCUGAUCUAAAGUACAAGCUAGCCGAGUUGGCUGUCAGUUCUGGAUUCAGCGUCGGCAAGUGGUAAGUCGAGUGUCCGUCGCUUCAUCAUGAGUCAGAUGCGCGUAGAAUCAAUAGCACUCUUACUGUCUCUUCAGGCUUUUCUUCCGGCGCGGCACGAGCGUCGAUCUCUUAUUCGCAACGCUCGCCAAGUCGAUCAGCGAUGGACCCCUUUCGAGAUUGAAGGCCGCCGUUACGACCGUCAAAGCUGCCGUAUUACCGCAGCAGGAGAGUGAGGAGCAGGUCGUUUGCUUGUACUUUGACGAUUUCUUCGAUCAAGACACGGCGCGAGAGGUGAGCCUGUUGGCGUGACGCCAGCUCCAGAAGAACCUCCGUCACCAGAGUCGCUGAACCGAUCCGCUCUUUGAAACAGAUUCUCACCUGUGUCAUCAAAGAACAUGGUCAGUAGGCACGCAUUCACCGGGAUCCUGAUGGUCGGUCUGACACGCAUCUCCCGUCCCAGGCGUACUGCCCGCCGCCGCAAAGGUGAGGGUGCUGCAAAUACACACAGUGGAGCUCACGCGCUGAUCUCUUCUUUUCUUUGUAUAAUCGCAGUCUGACUUGUACACCGAGCUUGGCAUCACCUCGAAGCACCCGACCGGUCUAAGGAGUACUGAAUACCAGUGAGUGUGGUUCUAUGUCUCUGUGCGAUCGGCAAGGCUGAUCAUGUCACUCCGCAGGCCCAGGGAGCUUUUGAUGCAAUCUCAGAUUGACGAUUGGCAGGCUGCAUACAACAAAACGCGCGACGGUGGUGUCAAGGUCCGUAGCAAAUACGACCAAGUCAACGAGGCUGGUUUCGAAGAUGAUGGAUCUGAGGAUGCAGACAAUGACAACGCUCGCAAACCAGUCGCAUUGUCCUCACCAAGCAAGGAGACGUCUGCCCGGCUUGAAGCACGACCGCUUUCAAGCAAUGCAGCUUCUCCUGCGAAGUCGCCAAUUCUGGCUACCUCAACAGACGCAGACGAAGACAGUGUGACGGAAAGCGAAGACGAGAAUGAGGUAUGUUCUUGUCCGGUUACUGAGUCUCCGACGCAUGCGAUGAUCUGAAUGGGCCAAUGCUUAUAACCCGCCAAGCCUCGAGGGAAAGUCACCGUUUGGCCAAAAGAAGUCGCCGCGACCGACGGUAGCGCAAAACGUUCUGCGGAUAACAAUGGCAGAUCUGCACCAACAGCAGCCCCCCCAAUCAAGAAAGCCAGGGGCGCUAACAGUCGCAAGGCUGUCUUUUGA
Molecule: messenger RNA, 1659 nt
Organism: Ceraceosorus bombacis
Lineage: Eukaryota; Fungi; Basidiomycota; Exobasidiomycetes; Ceraceosorales; Ceraceosoraceae
Source: the annotation of a GenBank genome assembly